Messenger RNA from Uranotaenia lowii, 668 nucleotides. RefSeq names its product polypeptide N-acetylgalactosaminyltransferase 5-like. Gene Ontology annotation, cellular component: Golgi apparatus. Lineage: Eukaryota; Metazoa; Arthropoda; Insecta; Diptera; Culicidae. The transcript is spliced from 4 exons. The record is from RefSeq and is a predicted model, not a curated record. The coding region runs from base 12 to 668 and encodes 218 amino acids.
AACCCGGUGAAAUGGGUAAGCCGGUGAAAAUCCCUGCCAACCAGCAGGAGCUAAUGAAGGAAAAGUUCAAGGAAAACCAGUUCAACCUGCUGGCCAGUGAUAUGAUUUGGCUAAAUCGAUCCCUGACGGAUGUGCGGCAUCACGACUGCAAAAAGAAACACUACCCAGCCAAGCUGCCCAGCACCUCGAUUGUGAUCGUGUUCCACAACGAAGCCUGGAGCACGUUGCUGCGCACGAUCUGGAGCGUCAUUAACCGAUCGCCCCGGCCGCUGCUGAAGGAAAUUAUCCUGGUGGACGAUGCCAGCGAGCGGGAACACCUGGGCCAGCAGCUGGAGGAUUACGUGCGGACGUUGCCGGUGAGCACUUACGUGCUGCGAACCGGAAAGCGUUCCGGGUUGAUCCGGGCCCGGUUACUCGGUGCCAAACACGUCAAGGGAAUGUGCAGUCAUCAGUUUCUCACGAAGACGGCAGAGUACCUCUUAGAAGAUCAGUCUAUUACGCAGGUGGACCAUAUCAAUGAUCUGGGCGUAAUACUCGACCGUAAGCUUGAGUUCAAAACACAUACGAACUACGUCGCUGAUAAAGCCUCUAGAAGCCUCGGAUUUUUAUUUCGAGUGGCCAAGGACAAGGACGUGUACUACCUGAAACUGUAUUGUAGCAAAGUUUGA